This is a messenger RNA of Leishmania major strain Friedlin, 1245 nucleotides long. RefSeq lists its product as hypothetical. Bases 1 to 1245 code for a protein of 414 amino acids. The record is from RefSeq and is a predicted model, not a curated record. Lineage: Eukaryota; Euglenozoa; Kinetoplastea; Trypanosomatida; Trypanosomatidae. The transcript has a single exon.
AUGUGCAACCGUGCUCCUUCACAGCAGCUCUCCCCACUUUCUCUCGAUCACCACUGUGGCCAUCGUUCAAUCCCUUCCUUCUCCAUCUCUGCCGAAGAGCAACCCCGUCUCGCCCUUCUGUGGGCCGUUCGCAACAUUGCGUUUUCCAGUAGGCCGCAGAUGAGCUCAUCAUCGGCUGUCACCGAGGGGCACGCCGAGGAUAGCUGGAACUUCCGCAUUGAGGAUGCUGGAGUCCCUCCCACGAUGGUGGCGACGUCGUCGUGGGUUUUUCUGUCAUUUAUCACAGCAGUGCUCUUUCUAGAGGUGCGCCCGGCAGCAAUUCGCCGCGUGCGAGCAUCGGCAGAGCACAACGCGUGCGUGAUUGCGGAUGAUGCGAACAGUUCUGCGCACACUCGACGGCUGUGGCGUCUGCUGGUGGCCGUGUGGACAUGCGCGCUUUACGACGUGGUGCACCGAACCUGCAGCUACUGCGUGUUGUCGGCCCACAUGCUCGUUCGGCGUCGAUUGCUGCCACUGGGUAGCGACUUUUUGUGGGAUGGGCUGUGGACGGAGUGGGUGAACUGGGUGCGCUUCUACGUUCUCUGUGCACCCUCCGCGACGACAUCGGCGGCGGCACAACUCACAUCAUGCGCAGGCUGGAAGCUUCCUCUGGCUGGCGCACUGGCCUAUGACCAGUACCCAGAGUACGCGGUGUUGAACGUGAGUAGCCCGGCUACACCAUCUGAGGUGAGGCUCUACCGCGGCGUGUGUCUUGCGUCGCUUGCAAUCACUUGGGUGGCGGUGGUGGCGUUGCACGGGCUGUACGCGCUCCUGCGUCGUCUCUUCUGCAGCGCCGCCUCGUCGGGCACUACGAGGUCCAGCGAAGUUGUCGCUGAUGAGCCAGCGCGCGCGGGGGAGGAGCAGGCAAUGCGCACAGACGACCUCACCACGGCACUCGACGCCGCGGAGGCCCCAGGUGAUGAUUCCUGGGUAGACAGCCCCGAGGCUAUCGCCGAGGAGGCGCGAUGGCGACAGCAAGACGAGCACCUGAGCCGACAACGAGGGUCUGCGCAUCCAGUGGGCAUGUCUGCACACGCUCCUGCUUCGCCUACCUCGUAUCUUGUAUGGCGGUGCUGGCCAUCCCUUGCGACCGCCGUCUACGCGACACUCUACGCCUUUGUUGGCGGACUGCCACUCCUCAUGAUCCUCCUCUUUCCUGCAGCCAUUGUGAUUAUCUCUGUCAUGGUAAUGCUGGUCACAGUGUAA